CUUUGCCAAUUUCUUCUUUUAACACACAAACCCUAAUUCCGUAUUUUUCAAUUUUCGUCAGUCACUCAUCCCAAAUUUUUCAUUUUCCAAUUUUCUUCUUAACACACCAACUUUAAUCCGAAGCUCCUUGCAUCUGGGUCUGGGUUUGCUGCUGCUGGAUUGCCAAAGAAGAAGAGCAAGAAUUCUACCCCAUCAUCAUCGAGCACUGUGUGAGCUGACAAAAAUGGCAAGUGUGCCUGCACAAAUUCCUACCAGCUUUGGCCAUGAGUUGAGGGCUUGUCUUCGUUGCCGCCUUGUCAAAACCUAUGAUCAGUUCAGAGAGUCAGGUUGUGAGAACUGCCAAUUCUUUAAGAUGGAAGAAGAUCAUGAGCGUGUUGUUGAUUGCACUACCCCCAAUUUUAAUGGGGUCAUUUCAGUUAUGGAUCCAACUCGGAGUUGGGCUGCUCGUUGGUUGCGCAUUGGAAAAUUUGUUCCCGGUGUUUACACUCUUGCUGUCUCUGAGGCUCUUCCAGAAGAGAUGCAGGCUAUAUGUGAAGACGAGCGUGUGCAAUAUGUCCCUCCCAAACGUUUGUGAAACACCUAAACAUGGGUUUUGUGUCAUCUUUAACGUAAUCGGAAUUGUGUGUCUCUGUUAAUGUAUAUUUUUAGUGCUGGUUGUGUUCUAAUGCAUGCUCAAAAUGACUUGUUAAAAACUUCUAGCUCUGAUGAAGAAAUAAACAGAUGACAUGUUAGUGUGUACUAAGACUCUGUUUGGAUCCUUUUUUUUAA
Gastrolobium bilobum is the source of this 768-nucleotide messenger RNA. Its product is annotated as transcription elongation factor SPT4 homolog 1. Gene Ontology annotation, cellular component: DSIF complex; nucleus. Gene Ontology annotation, molecular function: zinc ion binding; RNA polymerase II complex binding. Bases 224 to 574 code for a protein of 116 amino acids. Lineage: Eukaryota; Viridiplantae; Streptophyta; Magnoliopsida; Fabales; Fabaceae. Gene Ontology annotation, biological process: regulation of transcription elongation by RNA polymerase II; positive regulation of DNA-templated transcription, elongation; mRNA processing. The record is from RefSeq and is a predicted model, not a curated record. The transcript is spliced from 6 exons.